AUGUGUGGAAGAUACGCACUUGCGUUCGACAGCAACGAGAUUGCCGCACAAUUCAAAGCUUACAACUUGGAAGUCCGUCCAGAAUUGGCAAAAGAUGAGUAUCACUCAAGGAGUUACAAUGUUGCACCAACUAAUGACGGAGUUGUAUACCGUACAAAGGACAAGGAACUGAGGUAUAUGAAGUGGGGUCUCGUGCCGCAUUGGACCGAAAACGUCUCUGAAUUCAAAACCUAUAGAACGUUCAAUGCUCGUUUGGAGAAUCUACAAGAGAGCAGGAUGUGGAUCCAGUGUUGCAAUAGAAAACGGUGUGCUAUACCUAUCAGCGGGUAUUAUGAAUGGAAAACCCAAGGGAAGGCCAAAUAUCCUUACUACAUAAAGAGAAAAGAUAAUAAACUUAUGUUUUUGGCCGGGAUGUAUGACUAUGUGGAAAAGGAGGAUUUAUGGACAUACACAAUUGUAACGGCAGAAGCCCCACAUGAGCUCUCUUGGCUCCAUGCUCGUAUGCCGAUCGUUAUAGUGCCUGGGUCGGAUGCGUGGGAUGCUUGGAUGAAUCCCAAGAAGGUUGAGUGGUCAACUAACGGGCUGAAUUCUAUUUGCGCAGCCCACUAUGACAAUAACGCUCUGACAAUUUAUAGGGUAAGUGAGGAUGUUGGCAAGGUGCAGAAUAAUGGUGAGCAUUUGAUCAAACCAAUUUUUAGAGAGGAUCGUAUCAAAGCAGAAAUAAGGAGAGAGGAUGAAUCGAACGAGUUACCAGUAGAAGAAGAAUAUGAAAGGGAUCAAACGUUCAAAGAUGAGAAAAAGGGUAGCUCAAAAGUACCUGAAAAUCUUGAAAAAGAAGCAAAAGCUGCUAAACUCAAAGAAGAGGCAUCUGUUAAGGAAGAAGACAAUCCUUCCGGAGAGAAUGAGCUAUAUGAAGAGAAAGCCGAUCAACCAAAACAUGCACUACGCGGUGCUAGUCGUGGACAAAAAAGCUCUAUGAAUGAAGAUACCGGCAGCGAAAGUAACAAGACAGGACCUUUCGCAACCCGAAUCCGUAAGAAUUCCAAUGGAGCAAAGAGACUUAGGAGAGAUAUUAAGACUGAAUUAAAAGAGGCCUCUGCUAAGAAGAGACGCAAGUAA
Zygotorulaspora mrakii is the source of this 1119-nucleotide messenger RNA. Its product is annotated as putative peptide hydrolase. Gene Ontology annotation, molecular function: single-stranded DNA binding. The coding region runs from base 1 to 1119 and encodes 372 amino acids. Lineage: Eukaryota; Fungi; Ascomycota; Saccharomycetes; Saccharomycetales; Saccharomycetaceae. The record is from RefSeq and is a predicted model, not a curated record. Gene Ontology annotation, biological process: DNA damage response. The transcript has a single exon.